Molecule: messenger RNA, 3036 nt
Organism: Closterium sp. Naga37s-1
Lineage: Eukaryota; Viridiplantae; Streptophyta; Zygnematophyceae; Desmidiales; Closteriaceae
Source: the annotation of a GenBank genome assembly
AUGCCUGUGCUGCUGUGUGCGCUGCUCUAUCUGCUCAACAUGGCAUUGGACGGUGUGGAUGGCAUCGUGGCUCGCCGCCUGCGCCAGGUGUCGGCCUUCGGUGCGAUCCUGGACGUUGCUGUGGAUAACGCACUGCGCACCGCCAUGUGGGCCGCUGCCAUGAACAGUGCCACGUGGCUGACCAUGUCCAGCGUCAGGCUCGGCACGAACAGUGUCGGCAUCGGCGCGGUUAGAUUGAGCCUAGACAGUGCUGGUGGGGCCAUGCUGGGUUUAAUUGGUGUGCGGGUGUUGCAAGCAGCUGCCAUCCUUAUCCCGUGUGUGGAAUGGUUCACUUUCACCUGCUCCCAUGCCAGCACGCUUGGCAGUGGCAGUGGCAGUGGCAAUGGCAGUGCCAGUAGCAGUGCAACUCGUGCUCGUAGUAAUGACACCACAGCGCUUGUAGAAGGUGAUGGGGUGGCAACACAAGAGCAAGAGCAAGGGGUGGGGGAAGGACGGGAGCACGGGAAUAUAGGGAAAGGUGUGGAGCAGGGAGCAGGUUUGAAGGAGCGGUCGAAGGAGAGGAGCAACUGGAAGGAGGUGUGGGGCGGCAAGAACGACAGUCCGCUUCUGGUCUCCCUGGUCAUGCGGAAUGGCUUCAAAACCCCGGUUGGAGUCGUGGCAAUUGCAGGCCUGCACUUCCUCCCUCUCUGGUUCUUCGUUCGACACCAUCUUCACCUUUUUCGACCCGACGUCGCCAAGACCACCCCUCCCCCCACAUGCGCCAUUAUCCCCGAACCCGCAGCGGAAGCCGCCACGUUAGACGCCGACUCCCCCCGCGCUGCCGCAGUUGCGCGCACUGUCGCCACUGCCGUCGAAACCGCUGACCGCGCCGCGCUUCCCAGCGGCGCAGAGCUAGCGGCGCAGCUCCAGGAGCAGCCAGCGCAACAGGCGCAGCCGCCUCCGCUGAUGAAAGUUCCCCCCGAGUCCCUGACAUACCCGUCGGGGUUCUUGGGGGGUUUCGGGGAUAACAACCCUUUGCCAGUGGAUUCCAAGGGACACGUGGCGGGUGACGUGGCAGUGGAUAAGGACGCGUAUCUCAGGCAGAUCCUGAGAUCGCGGGUGUAUGACGUGGCGAUCGAGAGCGCUCUGGAGUUUGCGCCGAAGCUGAGCGAGAGGAUCGGCAACCGGGUGUUCUUGAAACGGGAGGACACGCAGCCGGUAGGUGUUCUCCUUCAAGCUGCGGUGUUCUCGUUCAAGCUGAGAGGGGCCUACAACAUGAUGGCGCACCUGACGCAGCGGCAGCUGGCCAAGGGCGUCAUCUGCUCGUCCGCAGGGAACCACGCGCAGGGGGUGGCGCUCUCCGCCUCCCGGCUGCACUGCAGUGCCAUUAUAGCGAUGCCAGUGACCACCCCAGAGAUCAAGUGGCGCGCAGUGCAGCGGCUAGGAGCGGAGGUGGUGCUGGUGGGGGACUCAUACGAUGAGACUCAGGCCUAUGCCAAGAAGCGAGCAGAGGAGGAGGGACGCGUCUUUAUUCCUCCCUUCGACCAUGAGUUGGUGAUAGCGGGGCAGGGCACGGUGGGCAUGGAAAUCCUCCGCCAGUGGAGCACGUGCGACCGCACGGGCGGCUGCGGGGGCGGCGCCGGCCAGUGGCGGUUUUUGGACUCUUCCUCAGAGGAUGAACGGGAGGGGCAUGGGAGCAACGGCAGCGCGAAUGGGGCUGUAAAUGGCUCAGCAGCAACAGCAGGAGCCGCAUCUGCAUUAUCCUCCUCCUCCUCCUCGUUAUCAUCAUUAUCAGCAGCAGCAGCAGCCUCCCUACUAUCCAGCGAAUCUCCCGAGCAGCAGCAGCAGCUAUCCCAAACAGCAGAUCUGGCUGCUACCUCCCACUCCUCUCCCUUCUUCCCUCCUCCCCCAACCCCUGUGAACAACCUGCCAUCGUCACUAUCAGCAAUGCUGUCGCAGUCAGCACUAGCAGCAGCAGCAGGGGAGGGCGAGGGGCUGUGCCACAUGGACCCUUCGAGUCUGCAUGCGGUGUUUGUGCCGGUGGGGGGUGGUGGGCUCAUUGCCGGGAUUGCUGCUUACAUUAAGGCGCUUCAGCCAGAGGUGCGAGUGAUAGGGGUGGAGCCUGCUGACGCCAACGCCAUGGCUCUCUCCCUCUACCACGGCCGCCGUGUGGAGCUAUCCUCCUGUGGGACGUUUGCCGAUGGAGUGGCAGUGCGGCAGGUGGGGGAGGAAACGUUCCGCCUGUGCCAGCAACUCGUUGACGGCAUUGUCCUCGUUUCGCGAGACGAGAUCUGCGCUGCAAUCAAAGACAUGUUUGAGGACACGCGCAGCAUCCUGGAACCUGCGGGGGCGCUGGCGCUGGCAGGGGCGAAGGCGUAUUGCCGGCAGUACGGGCUGAAGGGGGAGGGCGUGGUGGCGGUGGCCAGCGGCGCCAACAUGAACUUUGAUAGGCUCAGACUCGUGUCUGAAUUAGCUGAUCUGGGAGCCAGGAGGGAGGCUGUGCUGGCGACUACCCUGCCGGAGAUUCCGGGGGCCUUCAAGCAGUUUGCCAAGCUGGUGGGACCUGGCAUGAGCAUCACGGAGUUCAAGUACCGCUUCUGCUCCACUGAUGCUGCUCACGUGCUCUACAGCGUUGGAGUGCACACAGAGGAGGACCUGGAAGCCAUGAUCACCCGCCUAGAGGAUGGCAGCAUGCCAACGGUGGACAUGACAGACAACGAUCUCGCCAAGGACCAUCUGCGCCACCUCGUGGGCGGGCGCUCCUCCCUCCCUGCCUCUCAGAAGCAGUCACCUCGCUCUAUCAUCCAUUGCUGCCUCCCCCCUCUCAAGUGCUGCUUCCUCUCGUUCUCUCCCCCUAAUCCCCCUUGCAGCGUUGGAGUGCACACAGAGGAGGACCUAGUGGCCAUGAUCACCCGCCUCGAAGCAGGGGACAUGCCGACAGUGGACAUGACGGACAACGAUCUGGCCAAGGACCAUCUGCGCCACCUCCUUCCCACUCUUUUCCCCUUCCCCCUCCGUCCCCUUGCAGUGUGGGAGUGCACACAGAGGAAGACCUAG